Molecule: messenger RNA, 698 nt
Organism: Antrostomus carolinensis (chuck-will's-widow)
Lineage: Eukaryota; Metazoa; Chordata; Aves; Caprimulgiformes; Caprimulgidae
Gene: GALNT5
Product: polypeptide N-acetylgalactosaminyltransferase 5
Exons: 4
Biological process (GO): protein O-linked glycosylation
Cellular component (GO): Golgi apparatus
Molecular function (GO): polypeptide N-acetylgalactosaminyltransferase activity
Source: RefSeq, a predicted model, not a curated record
GCACUGUCCUGACGUUCCUGGACUCGCACGUGGAGUGUAACGUGGGGUGGCUGGAGCCGCUGCUGGAGAGGGUCCGCCUGAGCCGCACCAAGGUCGCCUGCCCCGUCAUCGAGGUCAUCAGCGACAAGGACAUGAGUUACAUGACCGUGGACAACUUUCAGCGUGGGAUUUUUACUUGGCCAAUGAAUUUUGGAUGGAGGCAGAUUCCACAGGAAGUCAUCGAAAAAAAUAAAAUCAAGGAAACUGAUAUAAUAAGGUGCCCGGUCAUGGCAGGUGGCCUGUUUUCCAUCGAUAAGAAGUAUUUUUUUGAGCUGGGCACAUACGACCCAGGGCUGGAUGUUUGGGGAGGUGAAAAUAUGGAGAUUUCUUUCAAGGUCUGGAUGUGUGGAGGAGAGAUUGAGAUUGUUCCGUGCUCCAGAGUCGGGCACAUUUUCAGGAAUGACAAUCCUUACUCCUUCCCGAAAGAUCGGGUGCGAACAGUGGAGAGGAACUUGGCCCGCGUUGCGGAGGUCUGGCUGGACGAGUACAAGGAGUUGUUCUACGGCCACGCUUACCACUUGGUCUUGAAAAACCUGGAUGUUGGCGACCUGACACAACAAAUCCAACUGCGAAAGAAGCUGCAGUGCAAAAGUUUCCGGUGGUACCUGGAGAACGUCUACCCGGACCUGGAGGCUCCCCUGGUUAAAGCCAGCGGGCUG